UUCAAGAGCCGAAGAAUGGAAGAAAUCGGAGAGGCUCGAACAGUGGGAGAGCCAAAGCCUCGAUUUCGGGGACCACUGUUGGUUGUUGACUUAGAUUUGCUCGCUCUCACAAUCAUCUUUCUGGAUUGUUGGUUUAUGGAUAACUCAGUUUCUGGAAACGAGACUUCUGAGGAGGUGACUCGAGAGUCACUUAUUGCCAUUUCUUAUUCUCUACCAGAUAAGGACCCCACUUCAGAACUCUUGUCUGAAAAGGUGAAUGGUGAGCUUGUUGGAGGGACUGAUUGCACUGGAGAAGAAAAGCACAGGUCUAACCUGAUUUCUAUUUCCUACACGCAGUCACCAGAUACUGGGGUUCUACCUGUUACACCAGAAGGGCUACCUGCUACGCCAGCAGAACGCAAGGGUUAGCCUGGACAGCAUGUCCUGUCUAAUGAAUACUGUGGUAUGUGACAAAGACCAUUGCAAAUGCAAUGAAUAUUUCUUGGACUCUUUACUAUUUCUUCUUGUCAGUUUUCAUACGGGAGAGAAGAAAGAAUUGUAUAUUGCUCUCUCAAGAGGUGGUGCACUAUAGUAGAGAAAAUUACUUGUAAAUUUUUUGGUUUUUUAUGCUUUGCAAGAGUUUGGAGGCUUGUACUUGUUUUGUUGUGGGCUAUAAUCAAGAAAUCAAGAUGUACUUAUUAGUAGAAGCAUUGUUCCUGGUGCAGAUU
Corylus avellana is the source of this 707-nucleotide messenger RNA. NCBI's taxonomy places the organism in Eukaryota, Viridiplantae, Streptophyta, Magnoliopsida, Fagales, Betulaceae. The record is from RefSeq and is a predicted model, not a curated record.